AUGCCACCAAUGCCAAGCUGGGGAACCGAUAUUGUUGGGCCUAUAGACCCUCCUUCCUCUAAGGGUCAUAGGUUUAUACUUACUGCAACUGAUUAUUUCUCAAAGUGGGCUGAAGCCGUAUCAUUGAGAGAAGUCAAAACUAGCCAUAUGCUGCAAUUCUUGAAGGACCAUAUUGUAUACAAGUUUGGCGUUCCACGUCGAAUCAUAUUCGAUAAUGGUCCUGCUUUUAAAAGUACCAAGCUUAAUCAAUUUGUUAACAAACAUAUCAUUGAUUGGAGGUAUAGUACGAUAUACUAUCCUCGAGCUAAUGGAUUGGCUGAAGCUUUCAACAAAACAUUAGUUCAGUUGUUAAAGAAGACCUUAGAUGAGAACAAACGUCAAUGGCAUGAAAAGUUGGUAGAGGCGUUGUGGGCCUAUCGGAUCACAUAUAGAAUCCCAACACAGGCCACUCCGUUUGCUCUAGUCUAUGGAGUGGAGGCGGUUCUCCCUUUGGAGUUACAGCUCCCAUCUCUUAGAAUUGCAAUAAACAAUGAAAUUACAAGUGAACAAAAUGCCCAACUAAGGUUGGAGGAACUUGAUGGUUUAGAUGAGAAGCGUUUGCUUGCUCAAUAG
Dendrobium catenatum is the source of this 612-nucleotide messenger RNA. RefSeq lists its product as uncharacterized. Gene Ontology annotation, biological process: DNA integration. The record is from RefSeq and is a predicted model, not a curated record. The transcript has a single exon. Bases 1 to 612 code for a protein of 203 amino acids. Gene Ontology annotation, molecular function: nucleic acid binding. NCBI's taxonomy places the organism in Eukaryota, Viridiplantae, Streptophyta, Magnoliopsida, Asparagales, Orchidaceae.